AUGACGAACUUUACUGAGGAGGAUCUGGAUCAUUAUUUACUGAAUCAGGUGGAUCUCCGACACCGGCAGGUCUCUAAAUCCGUAGAGGAGGUGCAAAAAAUAAUUAAAGACCUAACUGCUGAGAUCAGCUCAAAGGAUAGUCGCUUCCAUUCCAUUGCCCACACAGGAGUUCACAAUAACAGCUUCAAAGAUCAGCCUGCUCUAGCAUCAAAAUGGGCUGCACUACUUCAGGGAAGGGGUACUUUCAAUCCAGCUAUUCAGGUGCUGACUCCCACUCUCUUCCUGAUUUCUGUGCCAGUACGAGGUCUUGCAGGUUAUAAGGAGAGACGAGCACGUCAGUGGCGGUAUUACACACUGAGUGGUUCACAGCUUCUUUCACCUGUCAGAGAACCAGAGAAGCUGCACCAGUGGCUGGAACUGGAAAGCUUUACUAACCCCAUUCAGGAGUGGCAUGAUGAGUGUGUGGCCAUCGAAGGCGAUCUUGUUCCCUCCAAAGUAGUCAAUGUCUUUAAGGAGCAGGUAGAGGCAGCUAUUAAGACCUGUGGGCUGACAGAGAAAUUGAGCAUGCAGGAGUCACUUGGUUCAGUGGUACGGGUAGCAGUGGAGACAUCAGAAGUACAGAUAGAAGUGGAACUGGUGCCCACAGUGGAGGUAAUGAACUGCUGGCCCAAGAGAGCCCGCUGGCCUCGUUUACUUCAGAGGUGGCCUUCCACAGAGUGCACUCGCUGUAUUAAGUCUUUUGGUUUCAACCUCAUGGCUACUUCUAAUUACCACUGGCUGCUGUCAUUUUCACGGGCAGAGCAGGUGCUGUUGGCUGGUAUAGAUGAGGAUGGUGGCUGUCGGAGGAAGUGUUAUAGGGUUGUGCGACAGCUGAAGGAGGACGUUUGGUGCCCGGGGAGCAAACCUGUCAUCACCACCCACCAUUUACAAACUCUGCUGUUUUGGACGUGCGAGAAGUAUCCGAGCACCAGGGAUUGGUGCAACAUACGAGAGUGUGUGCUGCGUCUGGUGCAGAAGCUGCAUAAAUGUGUGUCGCAACGCUACCUCAGACACUACUUUGUGUGCACCUACAACCUCCUGAAGUACACCAACACAAACGAGCUAGAUGAUAUGGCCAAGAAGAUCUCAGAGUUCCUCAACAAUCCAAGCACCUACAUUAAUUAGGAGCUCUUUUUACUUGCUGAUCUUACAUUGUUUUAUUUGUGUCAUGUGUAAUUAAUAUAUUGGCACAUAAUAGAAAUACAUAGAUAUGCAGUGAUGAUUAUU
Molecule: messenger RNA, 1266 nt
Organism: Hemibagrus wyckioides
Lineage: Eukaryota; Metazoa; Chordata; Actinopteri; Siluriformes; Bagridae
Gene: mab21l3
Product: mab-21-like 3
Exons: 7
Coding region: 1-1164 (387 amino acids)
Source: RefSeq, a predicted model, not a curated record